Molecule: messenger RNA, 5046 nt
Organism: Anneissia japonica
Lineage: Eukaryota; Metazoa; Echinodermata; Crinoidea; Comatulida; Comatulidae
Product: hypoxia up-regulated protein 1-like
Exons: 23
Coding region: 190-3522 (1110 amino acids)
Biological process (GO): negative regulation of hypoxia-induced intrinsic apoptotic signaling pathway; endoplasmic reticulum unfolded protein response; cellular response to hypoxia
Cellular component (GO): endoplasmic reticulum chaperone complex
Molecular function (GO): ATP binding; ATP-dependent protein folding chaperone
Source: RefSeq, a predicted model, not a curated record
AGGAGGGCGCUAUUUCCAGGUAAAUUUUCCGCUGUAGUUUUGUAGUAAAAAAGACACGUUGACUUGAUGUGAUUGAUUGAAUAAGCCGGUUUCAUUUGGCAACUGUUGUGUUAAACAUCGAAGAGAGAGAUCAUUCAACAAUAACAUUUUUCAAAAUUUUAGGUGUGAAUUAGGGUGAAUUUGAGCAACAUGGGGAGGCUACACAUUGCUGUUCUAGCAACGGUGUUUGUUGUGUUAAGUUUAACUCAACAAAGUAAAAGCUUAGCAGUUAUGUCAAUUGAUCUUGGAAGUGAGUGGAUGAAAAUUGCAAUUGUAAAGCCUGGGGUACCAAUGGAUAUAGUUCUGAAUAAAGAGUCGAGAAGAAAAACGCCAGUCGUAGUAUCGAUGAAAGAUGAUGAACGUCUGUUUGGUGAUGCUGCUUUGGGAGUGAGUGUGCGAUAUCCCAAGCAUGCCUACUUUUAUUUACAAGAUCUCCUUGGCAAAUCAUUCAAUAACUCAAUUGUCAAACAGUAUAAGCAAAGAUUCCCUUUUUAUAAUAUAAUAGAAGACAGUGAAACAGGAAAACCAUUGUUUCAGCAUGAUGAAGAGCAUGCCUAUUCCCCAGAGGAACUCAUGAGUAUGAUCCUAAGCAAGGCAAGAGAUUUUGCUGAAUCAUAUGCUGAGCAUCCAAUCAAAGAUGUCGUAAUAACAGUACCCGCUUACUUCAACCAGGCUGAGAGGCGAGCUCUAAUGUAUGCAGCUAAGCUAUCGGGUCUUAAUGUGUUGCAGCUAAUAAACGACAACGCUGCAGUUGCUUUAAAUUACGGCGUCUUUCGUCGACAAGAGUUUGACAAAUCCAUUCAACAUAUAAUAUUUUAUGACAUGGGAGCUACAAGCACUACGGCCACCAUUGUAGGAUACAAGUUAGCAAAAACCAAAGACCAUGGAGUUUCAGAAACCAACCCUCAUUUAUUUGUCAAAGGUGUUGGAUUUGAUCGAGGUCUUGGUGGCCUGGAAAUUGAAUUGAGGCUACGCGAUCACCUUGUAAAGCUUUUUACAGAGAAAGUAAAGACAAAGGGUGAUGUGCGAGACAGCCCACGUGCCAUGGCAAAGCUUUUGAAGGAAGCUAAACGUUUGAAGAAAGUAUUGAGUGCAAAUGUAGAUCAUUUAUCUCAGAUUGAGGGAGUCCUGGAAGACAAGGACUUCCGAUCGAUGGUAACCCGAGCAGAAUUGGAAGAGAUGUGCGCUGAUUUGUGGGAACGUGUUGAUGACCCCAUCAACAUGGCUCUCAAGUCCGCUGAAAUGGGCAUGAAUGAGAUUAGUCAAGUGAUUCUCGUUGGUGGAGGAACUAGAGUGCCCAAGGUACAGGAAGCCCUGCUCAAGGCAACUGGAAUGUCUGAACUUGGAAAGAACAUCAACGCGGAUGAGGCGGCGGCAAUGGGUGCCGUCUACCAAGCUGCUCAUCUUAGCAAAGGCUUCAAAGUUAAGAAGUUCAUUGUCAAAGAUGCCAAUCUCUAUCCUAUUGUGGUUGACUUUACCAGACUACAAACAGAUGAUGAUGGUGUGACGAAUAACAAGAAAGUAAAGAGAACACUUUUUCAGCGCAAUAACCCUUACCCCCAGAAGAAGGUCAUGACCUUUAAUCGUAUGACGGAUGACUUUGCAUUCCAUGUUAACUACGCUGAACUUGAGACUAUUUUACCAAAUGGCUAUAUGAGCGUAUUCGGGUCUGCGAAUCUGAGCAAGGUUGACUUGGGCGGUGUGGCUGAAAAGCUGGAAAAAAAUUCCGGUAGUGAAUCUAAGGGUAUAAAAGCUCAUUUCCAUAUGGAUGAGAGCGGAAUUCUGAACCUUGUUUCAGUGGAGUCUGUGUUUGAGAAGAUGGUUGACAAACCCGAAAACGAGACAGGACAGUCUACCUUUGCAAAACUUGGUAGUAAAAUCAUGGACUUCUUUGGUGGCUCCAAAACUGAAGAGGAUGAUGGCAAAGUAGAAGAUAAGCCGGAAGAGACGGAAGAGGCAGCGGAGGAGGAAAAGCAAACUGAUACAAAUGAAGAGACGAAGGAAGAGGAGACAAAAGAAGCAGAUGAAACAAAUGAAAAAGCAGACGAGGAGGAUGGUGAAGAGCAAGAAGAAGCGAAUGAAGCUCAAAAUGAUGAGGAAGAUGAAAAAGUAAAAGAUGAAGCACAAGAAGAGGUGGUGGAUGAUGACAAUGAUGAUGAUAGUGAUGAUGAUGAUGAUGCCAAAGAAGAAGAGACGGAAGAGGUAGAAAAGGAGGAAGAAAAACAAGAGGAACCAACAGAAGAUGAAACAAAACCAGAGGCAACAGAUGAUGCAGAGAAAACUGAUUCAACAGAUGACUCUAAUGAUAAAAAAGAGGAUGAAGAGAAAAGUAAGGAAUCGACUGAUGGUGGCAAGGAACCAGAAAAAGAGGACAAGACGGAUUCAAAGGAUGAAAAGUCAGAGACAGACACAAAGGAGAAAGAAAAGGUGAAAGAGGUGAAGCCUCAGCUAAAAACAAUUAAAGAAAAUUUGACAGUUACCUUAGAAGUCCUGGAUGCACCAAAAUCAUCCGAAGAUACGCAUAAGGCGUCUGUUAAAAAACUAAAAGAAUUGAAGAAAAAAGAUGAAGAGAAGGCUAAAAGGGAACAUGCGCAAAACAGCUUAGAAUCAUUUAUUUAUGGAAUGCAAGAUAAGUUAUAUCAGGACGAUUACAUUUCAUGUUCCACUGAGGAGAUGAGGGAGCAGAUAUCGGCCAGUCUCUCGGAAGCAUCUGAUUGGCUGUAUGAUCAGGAGUAUGAUGCACCAGCUAAGUUGUUUGAAGAUAAGCUAAAGAAUUUGACAAGAGCCACUAAAAAAUUAGAAUUUAGAGUCGAAGAGAAGAAAAGACGUCCAGAGGCAAUUGCCGCAUUGAAGGAUGCACUCAACACUUCCGUAUAUUUCCUUCAAGCCGCAAAGAACUUAACAGGCGAAGAUCAGUACUUCACAGAAACAGAAAUUGGUCUACUAGAAAAAGUGUACAAUGAAACUAAGGAAUGGUUUUCAAAUGCACUUAAAGAACAAAAAAAGACACCGCUUACAGAAAAGCCAGUAUUACUUAUUGAAGAUGUUAUACAAAAAAUCAAUGGACUUGAUAGAGAGUUAAGGUACCUGUCUAAUAAAGUUAAACGAACAGCAACCAAGAAGAAGAAGAAGAAGGAAAAGAAAACAAACACUACUAGAGAUGGGGACGAAGCUACAAAGGAGACAACAGAGGAUAAAGCUAAUGAAGAAACUGUAGAGGAAAAGAAAGAAGGGAAUGAAAAAGCUGGUGAAAAUGUGGAGCCUGAAGGAGGGGACAAUCCAAAGGAAACUGCAGAAGAAACUCCAACACCUGACAGUGAGGGCGCUGUUGAAGAUGAACAGCCAGAAAUCUUAGAACUUGAAGCACCAGCAGUAGAAGGUGAAGAGGAUACAUCCAAGAAGCCAUUAGAUAAUUCAGAGCAGCCGCCGACAGAAGCACCAACAGAAGAUGACACUACUAAAAUGAAAAAUGAUGAAUUAUGAUGUAAAUUGUGUGUUUAGAACGAUCGUCUCAUACUGUAUUUGUACGUUUUUGUAUAAGGCUGGGCACUCACUGGGUCAUACGACGGUCGUAUGACCGUCGGCUGACAAAUCCAGCUCCGCCCCCUGUGAGUACUAGAUGAUGCGACAGCGUCUGCUAAUUGUCAGUGGCAGCCUGAAAGGAUCAUGAUUAAAAACUAUCCAUUACGCGUUCGUCAUUGCGUUCGUUACAUUCUCCUUAGGAUCAUCGCUGCCGUCAGACGCAGUGAGUGCCCGGCUUAAGUGUUGUUCCGCAGCGUCGGUGCUUUGCCGUACAAGCGUGCGACCCCAUUUUGAUCAUUCUGCGGGGUGUACCAAUCAUCUUGGUACAUUCCUCAAUAUUUUUUUCUUUCUUGGGCUUUUUGACUUAAUUUAAAGGAGUGAAUCAUCAAACAAAUUGUGCUUAUAAUAAUUCUGAAAUAAUACAAUAUAUAUAUAUAUGUGAUGUGUUCUUACAAAACCUGGACGAUUGCGCAAAAAUAGGUUUUAAACUUAAGUAUACAGCACAAGUAGCACAUACCAUACAUGAAUUGCACAUACAGUGAACAUAAACAAAAUUGUAACUUGUGUUUUUCAAAUGUGGAUAACUUUACAGUACAGUAAAAAUAUCAAACUUGAUAGUUCAGACCGAGUUUGUUUUUUUUUUAAAUGUUAACUUGCUGUUUUUCGGGGGUUUUGUGGGAACAUGUCACGUAUUGUGGAAUUUUUUUGAAGAUACACAGCAUUUUCAAACCUUAUGACUAGUACACCUUUUCAUGAUGUAACGCAUAAUACUAGGAUAGGACAGACAAAAUUUAAUUUUUGCAAGUGUUAACUUGUUUAUGGACAGAAAAUUUGGCCUGAAAUAUUUGUAUUGAAGAGUAUAAAUUGAUAGCGAACGUUGUGUUGUCCAGUGUCAUCAUCAGCUGGGGAAGGGGGUGUGCAAGUCUCCAUUCGCACAUGACUCGUCAGAUGAAUAAUUGGGAAUAUUUUUCGCAUGAUGGGUUUGAAAAUGUCUCAAAAAUUAAAAUGGCCUGAAAUUUUCUGGUUUUUCUAGGUGCCUGCAUCUCGGUCUCCCAGAUUCCGCUGCUCUAUUUCAGAAAUUGAGUAAAUCUUAGCAUUACCACUGAUAAAUUCCUCUCCUAUAUGUGUCUACUAUAAACUGUUAGUAAUCAGUACUCAUAGCAGUCCUUAUUUACUAUUUGAAGGGCGCACUCUAUUAACUGGCAAGAAACUUUCCAAUCAUUCCAAUAAAUUGAAAUCUUUUGUGCUGAAAUGGAAUCAAGUCACUCCUUUUCUAUACCUUAAAAAUACUAGCUACUAAGUUAUAAUUUAUUGAACUUGCAUUUUUUAACCUUAAUUGGUGUAUGAGAAUAUUAAAGUCUGCAUUUUUUGUGUUUAAAUAAAGAGUAUUAUUGUAUUUAAUGCAGCUGUUUGAUACGGAGGUAAAUUAAUUUUAAAAUAUCUGCAAUAUAUUAAGUUGAAAUAAAUUGUUUAAAGAAUUCACAA